Molecule: messenger RNA, 3503 nt
Organism: Gambusia affinis (western mosquitofish)
Lineage: Eukaryota; Metazoa; Chordata; Actinopteri; Cyprinodontiformes; Poeciliidae
Product: multiple epidermal growth factor-like domains protein 9
Exons: 6
Coding region: 113-1957 (614 amino acids)
Cellular component (GO): basement membrane
Source: RefSeq, a predicted model, not a curated record
AACAGCAGCGUUACACCGCCGGGGGACAUCAAUGGUGGAGUACGCGUUUAUUCAGGGCCGGGUCUGAGGGAGACCGUUACCGGGGCUUAUACAUGGAGAGCUGAGAGCGAGUAUGAGCUUAACGUCCUCAAUGAUGUACAUAUCCCCAGCCCUGCUACUCAUUCUCUACGGAUAUAUUGGGUUUUCGGAAUCUGCCCCUCGCAUCAGUCCCAGCGAUGCGUCGCCUAUCUCCAGCAGGAAGCCCGGCUCAGGCGGCUGGGACGCCUUUCGCACCGGCGAGCCUCGCGCUGCUUCACCCGGGACCAGAACCCUGUCCGCUCCUCCGGCUGGAAUCACAUCCCACCCGACAAGCCCCGGCAGCCCUGGCUCUGAAAAGGCGACCACCUUCCAGCCUCCAGCAACGGACCCGACAACCACCGCCAGUCGCACCACUGCCACCCCAGACGCUGGAAUAAUCUCCCCCAUUAAGGAGCAAAUAAUAGCGCCGAGUUCCCGGUUGACCUGGAGGCGCAAACGCUCCACCGAUGCUCAGACAUCACUUUUUAGCCCGGAGAAGAUGCUGCAGACCAUGGUGUCUAUGGUUUCCCAGCACACCACCAACGAUGCCUGGGCUGCAGAUAACGCUGAUGCGUCUGUUACCUCAGUAGAGAACAGUCAAGAGGCGGUGUGUAACUGCAGCAGCGGCACUGAAGGAAUUUCGGAUCCAGACGUAUGCAACCAGAGCACGGGUCAGUGUUCCUGCCUGCUGGGCUACACGGGCCUGCAGUGUGAGGAGUGUGAGGAGGAGUACUUCACCAACGGCACCAGCGGCUGUCUGCCCUGCUCCUGCGACUCUUUCGGGGCCGUAAGCCCGGACUGUGACAGCUCAGGGACCUGCACGUGUAAGACGGGAGUGUACGGGCCCAAGUGUGAUGAGUGUCACCCAGGUUUCUUCCACUUCAGCAACACUGGCUGCCGGCUCUGCCAAUGCAACAACCACACCAACUACUGCCACCCACAGUCUGGAGUGUGCCUGAACUGUGAGGGGAACACCCAGGGGUCCAACUGUGAGGAGUGCAAGGUGGGUUUCUUCCGCCGUCUUGGUGCCGCCCCGACCGAAGCCUGUGCACCGUGCCCCUGCUCCAACUCCACCUCCACUGGCACCUGCCUCACCGAUUCCAGCGGCUCUGCCGUGUGUGAGCGGUGCCUUCCCCACUACAGCGGCCCGCACUGUGACCAGUGCAGCCCUGGCUACUACAACGCGUCCGGGGCCUGUGCACCGUGUGACUGCAGCGGCAACGCGGACCCUCUGGGCCCCGCCCAGCUCUGCGACCCUAAAACCGGCAGCUGCUUGAGAUGCAUCAACAACACCUCCGGGUCCCGGUGCCAUGAGUGCGCCUCUGGGUUCGUAGGGGACGCCAGAGCACAUAACUGCACCCGUCCAAAAGCGCGGCUGAUACCAGCACCAGCAGAGGUCACGACCAAGACCCCCAUGUCCGGCGGGUCUUCCCCAACGUCACCUUUCACCAGCACCACUUUGACCUCCACAGCAACCAAAGGCAACCCAGUCCACAGGUCCAACGACAACGGCGGCGCCGCCUUGGGCAGCAGCACCACCACCACCACCACACAGGCCCUGCUGACCAGCCUGAGCAGUCCCACUGACAACACCACAGCAGCCCUGAAGGAGGUCUCAUGGACGCAGUUCAACAUCAUCAUCCUGGCCGUCAUCAUCCUGGUGGUGCUGCUGCUGCUGGGCUUCGUGGGAGGCGUGUACACCUACCGGGAGUACCAGAACCGCAAGCUCAACGCCCCCUUCUGGACCAUCGAGCUGAAGGAAGACAACAUCAGCUUCAGCAGCUACCAUGACAGCAUCCCCAACGCCGACGUGUCCGGCCUGCUGGAGGACGAGGCCACAGAGGUGGCACCCAACGGUCAGCUGGCGCUUACCACACAGGCAAACAACUACAAGGCUUAACGCCGCCAUUCAGCCCCAAAUCAGACUCUUAGAUUUACAGAUGACAUGAAGCUGCUGGAACAUACCAAAUCUAAAGCUCCCUAAUGUCUGACCCUCUCCCCUGGAGAAAUGGCCCCUCUUUGCAAACUGACAGAAAGGACAAAGACGGUGUCCGAGAUCAGAGAAAUGGAUACAAAGUUCCCACCUGAGAGAGAAAGCCCUAUUUGAUAUAUUUUGAUUGUGAAAUGGAUGAACAGUGAAAAGGCUUCCAAAAAGAAUGUGAUUUAUUGUGAUCAGGAGCCUGCAGGGGGCGCUGUUGUUCUGUAAACUGGAAUAUUGUGACAGGUGCAAAGCAUACACCUGUUGGCUGAUGUUCCUGAACCCAAUGAGAGGACUUAUGGGAGCCUAGCAUUUCAUAGAUAUAUAUAUAUAUUUUAUUUUAUUUUUUUUUAUGGACUCUGGGCAGUUUAAGUUAAACUCAGAUUACUUUUAGACGAUCCUAAUUGAGACGAUUGUUAUUUAAUGAAUUAUUUUUAUUCUGUUCUUAUUUAUUUGUUGACGUUUCAUUCUUGGGAGAAAAUGCUGCACAUUUCCAAUGUGUAGUCCUCCAUGGUGUUUUUUAUCCGGUGUGCUGUUGAACGGUAUUUUUUACUCGCCCAAACAUGUUUCCAUGUACAGGAGAAAGUCUGAAUGAAGUGACCUCACCUUUUUGUUUUAUAGCUUCCUGUCUUUUGUUAAAGUGUAUCAGCUCACUCCAACGCGUGCAAGAUUAGUGUUUCUCUUAAAAAAACAGCAAUCACCUUUUUUUUUUUUAUAAGGUCCACUUCACUGCUGGGGAAGUGACACAUCUUGGGCUUGCGUAAAAUGCCAUAAAAUUGUAAUCUUAUCUGCUCUUUGCUGUCUACCUCAGCAAAGGUUUGAAAAAAAAACAACAAACAAACAAAAAACAAAAGACUUCAUAAAAAUGGCUCACAGUUAUGUGGAGGGUGUGUGGUGUGACUCAGAUGACAAGGCCAUUUGAUGUUUGAAACAUGAACACAACUCCAGUGUUGAUCCUGUUGUUAUGGAGCCUGCUGCUUCCUCUGACCACUUCCAGCCGUGUUGCAUCAGCGGGAGCAGUGAGCUGUGAAACCAGGCCGGUCACUGCCGGAUCCCGGUCGGGGAUCUGAGGGACCUGCUGUUAUUUGGGCCAGCGCUGGCCGGACGCCCUUCUUUUUGUUCUGGUGAACGAGUAAAAGCUAAUCAUGGAAGUAACUCCUCAGGUACCGGCUCUCUCUCCCUAAUGUGAUCACUGUAAAUACAAUUCUUAAUGUACAGAUGAAUGUGAAUAGUAGCACGAUUAUUGUACAGGUAGGAUACUGUGUGUGCACUGUCACUCAACAAGCGCUGACCCUCUCUGGGCGUGAUGUUGCUGUCAGCUUUUUCUAUUGUUUUUAUUUCCUACUUUGCCACAUAGACGGUGGGAGGACUGAGAGCGCCCAGAAAUCAGAACUGCAACAACCCAAACUGUGUAAAUAAGACCUGCAACUCAGAGCUCAACUCUCAAAUAAAAAUGAGUUUAACUGUU